AUGUACCUUUUCGGUCUUCUCCUCGGCAAUGAACCGCGGCUGACCGACCGGCGCCGGCGUGACCGGCAAAAUCGGCUUGACGGCGCGAAGGGCGACACCGCAGCCCCCUCGACCCAGUUCGCAGACGAGUCGGCCGGCGACACCGGCUCCCUCGUGACCGCCGACACGCCAAUCGGCCAGGUGCCCGUAGUGCACCUCGACCGCUGCGGCAGCGGUAACAGCAGCGGUGGUCACCGCCCGCGCCGUCGCAGCCGCUCCCAGGCACCGCGCCGUGACCGCCUCUCUCUCUGGAGCCGGCUGAUGUGCCAGCCGGAGGUGUUCGACCCGCACGUGGAGGCGUCGCCGAUGGCGUACCUGCGGGAGGUGCACGCCCCGACCGCCGUCUUCUCGUCGCCGCUGGCCGAGCAGCGGAGUCGUGCGAUUUCUUCUCACGCAUGUGCCAACGGUGAAGGAGGACAGGAGGGCGAUGACGACGAUGUUCUCGUUGUGCUGCCGACCCUCGCCGCGUCGGAGCUGCAGAUCGAGCCGGUGGGGUUGAAGGCUGCCGCAGCACCCGCUGUGGUGGACGAUGCGACCUGCGGGAACGAUUCCGAAGCGUCGUCGUCGUCGUCUUCAUCGGACUCCCUCUCGCAGGACCCGAGCUCGCCGGUGAACCCCGUGGACGACUUCCCGAUCGCGGUGGAGGAGGUCGGCGAGGAGGAGCCCCUCGACGACGCACCACCGGCGCUGUCGGCAUUCACGACGGACGACGUGCCGGCCACGAAGCCGCGCCGCGCCUUCCGUGUUACCGACACCCGCAAGUCCCGCUGCCCUUUUUCCCGUGCGGUCAUGCUUGCCGAUUCGACCUCCACGGCGAACACGAGCUUCGCCACGUCCUGCCUGCCUGACAGCAGCAGCGGCGGCGUCGAAACGACAACAAGCCGCUCGUCCCGAACGGCGGAGCGGCUGAUCUCGCGAGAGGAACUCGCCAUCCGGCGCAGCCAGCGUCGGCAGCAAAUGAAGGAGGCGGGGCUGCGGCUGCGGGAGUACAAGGCGGCCUGGGCAGACCUGGUGGCUUCGCAGAAAGGCCGCGAUUCCGGUUGUUCGGCUGCAGCGGCUGCUGCUCAGGGAGACGCCACGCUUUCCAGGAAGACUGACGGCACGGAUACUUCAGUGUCCAACGCGGGAGCAGAGAAGGCAGAGGAUGUGGCAGUGGUGGCGGUGCCCCUCACCGUCGAAGCUCUCGAGUCCCAUCGCGAGCACGUCGAGGCCCCGUCGUACGAACUGCCCGCUGACCUCCUCGUCCGCAUCGGCCGCUUCAACGACUCCACGUCCAAAGCAGAGAAGAUGAAGGAGAAGAAUUGCCGCGGCGAAACCGCAGAGGCCGGGGAGCAAACCAGCUCCGACGGCGACCGCCAUAGCAUCAGUAGUAGCGACAACAACAGUACCAGCGUCUUGGUUCUCGAUGACGAGGGCCGUCACAUGGAAACGCCGCUGCCGGCGAUAUGCGGGACGAUGCUGCGAUGCAGCGAAGCUGAGGAAAAGGGCUCGUCUGCAGCUGCUGCUGCGGCGCGGAUCUGUCACAACAGCAACCGGGCAUUGCAAAAGGACACCUCUUCGAUGGACUCGCAGACGGACGCGGACAGCCUACAGCGCGUUCCACAGGGCAAGUACGCCCUCGGCUCGCGUGGCUAUGUGGAGCACGUGAUCUUCGCACAGCGCCGUCAGCAGGAGUGCGCGCUCUUUACCCUCUUGACGGAGGCGCAUCGCCAGGCCCGCGCCGCCCACCUCCGUCUCUCACAGGUGUACUACUACUACAUCCUCCCCAUCCUCGCGCAGUACCAGGCCCCGGCGGAGGUGGAGGGGCUCGUGGAUUCGCUUUUGCAAUGCGGUAGCGGCUCCCUGCGUGUCUUUCACGCUGACUUCUGCAAGAUGGUGCAGGUAUCGAGCAUGUACGACUACAUGCACGGCACCUUUGUCCCUACGAACCUCACCCAGGCGCAACCGGUCGAUUACCAGGUGGCGCAGUACCGGUUUGAGAACCCGUGGCGGGAGCUCUUCCACGAGAUCAAAGCCUUCCUGGGGAUGCAGGCGCGCGAGGAUGUGAGCGUGGCAACCCUCUCGACGUACUCCUUCAGCGACGCGGCCGACAACGCGGCGUCGGGCAAAGGCACCGUGUGCGUGGCGGCCACCAUCCUGCACUCCAUGGAGCUCUAUGAGCGGCAGCGGCACACCCAGAUGGCCAUCCGCGACGCAGAGGACUGGCUGGCGUGGUACUACUACUACUUCACGCCGCAGGUGCGGGCAGCGACAAUGCCGGGGGCGCGAAGUGCGCUGGUGCUCAGCCUCCUUCCCACCCCCGCUUCGGCACCCGUGCCGCCGCACCCGCUGGAGCGGGAGUACCUGCCGAUGGUGUGGAGCCGCGCCUGUGAGACGGCGAGGCGGGAGGAGGUACUGGGCUACCGUCGGGCGUUGAAGCUGGAGGUGCUGGACAAGGCCAUGCGCGAAGUUCAGUCGCGGGCUGCGGCGAACACACCAGUUGAACCCCCAAAGACAGCGGCCACAUCCGACGCAGCUGCCACUCUUGCAGUGCAGGGCGACAGCAGCAGCAUUGCGGAGCCAGAAAAGACAGAGAGCACGUUUACUAGCAGGGCCGAGUCGGCGUCGAACUCCUUCACGGCAGAGGCGGAGUCGUGCGUCGAGGCGGUUGAUGACGUUUGUGUUCUCCGGUGUGCGGAGGUGGAGCCGCCGCACGUCGCAUCCUCUCUCCCGCGUCUCUUUGCAGAGGAGGUGGAAGCGUCACAGCUGCGCGUCGUCCAAGUCAGCCCCAUAUUUGCGAGUCCGGACGGAUUCGCCGAGCACGAAAAAAAUGGGUUCAUCGUGAUGAGCGUCGACGACUUCGAAGAGGAGGACAGCGUUAACCUCGACUCCUACCAGACGGUGAAUGCGGGGUGCUUUGGCUGGUCCUUCUUUUCCUCCUUCGAUCGUUUUUCUUCAUUUAUUUUCUAG
Molecule: messenger RNA, 2988 nt
Organism: Leptomonas pyrrhocoris
Lineage: Eukaryota; Euglenozoa; Kinetoplastea; Trypanosomatida; Trypanosomatidae
Exons: 1
Coding region: 1-2988 (995 amino acids)
Source: RefSeq, a predicted model, not a curated record